This is a messenger RNA of Penicillium olsonii, 864 nucleotides long. The record is from the annotation of a GenBank genome assembly. NCBI's taxonomy places the organism in Eukaryota, Fungi, Ascomycota, Eurotiomycetes, Eurotiales, Aspergillaceae.
AUGGAGGCUCUACUAGCUCAUUCCUUUGAUUACCUCUCCUCCUACGAGCCGAGCAAGGUUCGGAAAGGUCUUCGCCAGGUCGAAGGCCUACUCGCACAAAUAUGUCUUUCCAAAUCAAAACCCGUCAAUGACCGACGGAAACCCCGAAUGUCCCCCGAUAUCCCACAACCCGUCCCAAAAGCAUUAUCAGAAUUGCGAGAUGAUCCCGCCUUCCGCGAGUUCUCCAAGCUCCAGGAGAGCUUCCAAUGGAACAUCGCAAUGCGCCUAGUAUCAUGCCUCGAACACCUCCUCGGCCGAGGCAGCAACGGCACAAACGACAUGUUGAUAGUCUGCACCCUCGAUCUAAUCCAAGGCGCACUCCUCCUCCACCCGGGCUCCCGCACCCUCUUCGCCCGCGAGAUCUACAUGAACCUCCUCCUCGACCUCCUCGACCCUAUCAACUGUCCUGCUGUCCAGUCCGCCACCCUCCUCACGCUCGUCACCGCUCUUCUAGACUGCCCAGCCAACACCCGCACAUUCGAGGAUCUAGACGGCCUGCUCACCGUGACAUCGCUCUUCAAACAACGCGCCACAUCCCGAGAGGUCAAGCUCAAACUUGUCGAGUUCUUGUAUUUCUACCUGAUGCCUGAAACCCCAACCCAGGCGCCCGUCUCCCCGCCCGGUCUGCAGCGCAGUCCGAGCAAGUUUUCCAACGCGCCUUUCUCUCGGAGUGGGCAUAACGCGGCUAACGCGGCUAGCAAAAUGAGUCGUGACACCCGGACAACGGAUGAGAAGCAGGCUCUUCUGGGGAGAUAUUUGAACAAUGUCGAGGACCUUGUCGAGGAUCUGAAGGAGACGGCUCCGUUCGGAGCCACGGUUUAUUAA